Physella acuta is the source of this 1641-nucleotide messenger RNA. Its product is annotated as heterogeneous nuclear ribonucleoprotein K. The record is from RefSeq and is a predicted model, not a curated record. Gene Ontology annotation, molecular function: RNA binding. NCBI's taxonomy places the organism in Eukaryota, Metazoa, Mollusca, Gastropoda, Physidae.
UAAAGAAUCCAGACUAGAUUCACUGCAGCAUCACUUUCAAGAUAUCACUUCCUUUUCUCGUUAUGCUGCGUUGUAGGCUACCUGGACGUAAUAUUCAAUAAACUAUUUAGUUGACUAAAAACUUCUAUUUCUGAUUUCCUGAAGCAAGACAAACAAGAACAUGUCUGAUAUAGAAGAUAGUAGAAUUAAAAGACCCAGGGAUGAAGAGGGUGGCGAAGAAGAAGUGGACCUGCCCAAGCGACGAAGAGGGGAAGGACCUCGGAUCGAAUUGCGCAUCCUCAUGCAGAGCAAGAAUGCUGGCGCUAUCAUUGGAAAAGGUGGAGCCAACAUUAACAGGUUGAGAAAUGAUUACAAAGCCAGUGUUACAGUACCAGAUAGCAACGGUCCCGAACGAGUUCUAUCCAUUGGAGCUGAAUUGGGCACAGUCCUUGACAUGCUUUUAGACAUUUUACCAGAAAUGGAAGAUUCAAGAAAUAAAAGAAAUGAUUCUGAAUCUGAACUUCGAAUGAUUGUCCAUCAAAGUCAAGCUGGUUGUAUCAUUGGCAGGCAGGGCUUUAAAGUGAAGGAGCUCAGAGAAAAAACUGGAGCAAAUAUUAAAGUGUUUUCAACUUGUUGCCCUAACUCCACUGACAGGGUAGUGGCUAUCACAGGCAAACCAAAAAUUGUUGUUGGUUGUAUUGAAGAGAUUAUAGAGCUGUUACAACAGGCUCCACCAAAAGGUCCAAUCAACCCAUAUGACCCAUCAUUUAGUGAUGAAUUUCUAGCACCGGAAUAUGGAGGCUUCAUUACUGGAGAUAUCAGAGCAAGUAAAGGUUUACCACGUGGUGCUGCUCCGCCUCCUAGAGGUCUGAGGGGUGCCUUGCGGGGAAGAAUGGGCAUGGAAGGAUUUGGUAUGGGUGGAGGUAUGGACUUUGGCAGAGGAGGCAUGCGAGGGGGUAUGCGUGGUGGUAUGAGAGGAGGAAAAUCUUUUGGAGGAGGCAUGGGAGGUGACAUGGAGCCAUCAAUGGGCAGGGGCUCUGCUUUCGGAAGAGGCGGAUCAAUGAGGGGAAACAUGAAUGCCAAUAACAUGGGUCUUGGUAGGGGUAUGGGUGGUGGGGGCUUUGGAGGUGGAGGUUUUGGUGGAGGAAUGCAACAAGAUUUCAGUGGAGAUAUGACAAACUUAGGUGGAGGUCAGGGAAUGGCUUUUGGUGAUGAAGAAUGUGAAACUACUCAAGUUACAAUACCCAAAGAUCUGGCUGGUGCUAUUAUUGGAAAAGGUGGUAGUCGUAUCACAGACAUAAGAAGGAGAUCUGGUGCUAUGAUAGUUAUUGAUGAACCGUUACCAGGAUCAAAUGAUCGUAUUAUCAGCAUAAGUGGAACACCAGACCAGAUUCAAAAUGCUCAGUACUUAUUGCAAAUGAGUGUCAAACAAAAUUCCAGCAAAUUUUAAAGCAGCACCAGUUGAUCCUGUUGACAGAUGCGAGGGAUGCAAAAAAAACUGGCUUUUUCAUUGUACAUAAUCUCCUAAUGGUCCACUAUGUCUAUUUUGUUUUAAAGAGCCGCCAUUUUAAUGUACUCUUAUCAGUUCCAUGUUUAGCUAAAUGAUUUUUAAUUUAAAAAUAAACUUUUGUUCCUGUAAAAGACUUUGCCUAUCUUUAUUAC